AUGUUUCAAAGUGCACCCAGGCAGGAGCCCUUCAUAGUCGUUCCAAAAAUCCAGGACAACAAGUUUUUACUGCCUGGAUUUGGCCUGCCGCUUGAUUAUGCACCGAUGGAGCAGAACAUCUAUGGUGUCCAGAACCGGAGCCUGUUUCCAACAAGUCUGGACGAUCGGGAUAUCGCAAAAGGGGACGUCGAUCAACCUGUUUUGACCCUCCGUGAAAUAGGAAUGGUAAAGGUGAUGGAGCGCAUUACAGAUAUGCCUGAUUGGCAUAAAAAGGUAUUCAAUCCUGAGAUUGCCGAAACAUGGAAGAAAGAAGCAAUGGCGGGCCCGGAAGAUAUCUCAAAGAACAUGGCCGACUGGAUUAUCGACGAGCUUCAAUUCAAAGCGGUCAUCUACGAGCAUACCAAUGUCAUCACGUUGUACAACGGCGACGUUUCCAAGUCAGACCACAAUGUGCCGGAAUCAUUUCAGGCUCAAUUCUGCCAGGCAACCAAAGUUCUUGAAGACGUGCCACCGGGAUUGAAAUUCUAUAACCCGGGGAGCGACCAUGUGCAACGCGACCUUGCCCCGAUCGCAUUCUUUCCUCUUGUGUAUGGGCGGACACGUAUUCUCAAGGAUGGACUCAUUGGAUUGGAUGAUGCAUUGGACACCAUGGGCCAAGGGGAGGUGAUCCCUGUCCCUCCGGAGACGAUCACGCGUGAAGACAUGGCUUGGAGAGUCGCCGCUCGCGCUGACAUCGACGCGAAGCCUUUCAGUCGCAGGUUCCAGGUUCUCCCAUUUGACCUUGAGUUGAAGGACGACGGCAGGUGGCACAUUAUCAGUUAUAUCAACAACCUACACCCGGUGCGUCACCGCAACAUAUACAAGCUGAUUGAGGACCUGUUCAACAUGACAGUUCCUCAGUGGAAUGCAUCCCUGACUCCGCUCAAGGAUAUGCUCCACUCCCGUGCACGGCUUGAGUACAAAAAAGCCCAGUACCAUCCCAUUUCAAAAGAGGUCGAGGAACAAACGCCUCAGCCAAAACCCGGCGAGGCGGAAGUAGAGUAUCACGAUAGACUGGAUGCGUGGAGGAUGGAGCAUUGGAGAGCCGUCCAACCCGAUGCUGGGAGAUUCAUUCCCUGGGCUGUACCACCCUGGAUGAUGUCCUUUCUGCCACCGGAUCUUCCGACCCCGGUCCGGAUUGAGCAGGGUGUUGAACUGAACAGAGACUAUGGAAAACGGGGGCUACAAAUGAUUUGUAGAAUCACCAGUUACGAUCUGACACCUGAUCAUCCGUACACUGAGUCGGGCUAUCACUGCGAAGGGCAGAUGAAUGAGCAUGUGACCGCAACAAUGGCUUACGUCUUCCACCUCGACAACGUGGAAGUUCCCUCGCUGGAAUUCCGGCAAAUCUCUGAAUCCGCCAGCCUGACCGAGGUCGAACACGACCCGGACGACACAAUCUGGCUGAAACAAGUCUACGGCCUGGAAGACGGAGAAUCUACCGUCCAAACUGUCGGCAGGAUCAAAACGCCCCUCGGCCGAGUCAUCAUUGUGCCGGCAACCAUCCAGCACCGUGUGAACCACUGCGAGUUGAUUGACAAAACCAGGCCUGGCUCCGUCAAGGUGCUCUCCCUUUUCCUAGUCGACCCGAACAUCCGCAUCAUUUCGACGGCCAAUGAACUGGAAGGGCUGGAUCAGAUGCUGCAGCAACUCACCGUUCGGUUCUCGGAGAGGAAGGAGAGCCUACCAAUCUCUCUGAACGAGGCUAGGAAACUCCAUGACGACGUCUUUUGGGAGAGGGUUCGGUUCACCAAGUAUCAGCAGGUUGCCUUCGAAUCAAACGUAGUCAUUCUUUAA
This is a messenger RNA of Aspergillus novofumigatus IBT 16806, 1836 nucleotides long. Its product is annotated as DUF4246 domain-containing protein. Bases 1 to 1836 code for a protein of 611 amino acids. The transcript has 5 exons. The record is from RefSeq and is a predicted model, not a curated record. Lineage: Eukaryota; Fungi; Ascomycota; Eurotiomycetes; Eurotiales; Aspergillaceae.